AUGUCAGGGAUCGGCACGGGGUACGACCUGUCGACAACGACGUAUAGCCCGGACGGACGAGUGUUCCAGAUCGACUACGCGCAGAAGGCGGUGGACAGUUCGGGGACUGCGAUCGGCAUCCGAUGCAAGGACGGCGUCGUCGUCGCCGUUGAGAAGCCGGUGAUAUCCAAGAUGCUCGUCGAGGGCUCGAACCGCGCAGUGUUCCCGGUGCACACGCACGCAGGGCUGGCGGCCACUGGCGUGCCGCCCGACUCGCGCAUGGUCGUCAACCACGCCAUGGACGAGUGCUCGCGCUACAAGUCCUUCUACGGCGAGGACAUCCCCGGCCACGUCCUCGCCGAGCGCCUCGGCGGCUUCUUCCACACGUACACGCUCGUGUGGUACGUGCGGCCGUUCGGCGCGGCGGCGCUGGUCGCGGUGUACGGCGACGACGGCCCGCAGCUGUACCUGUGCGAGCCCAACGGGAACGCGCACCGCUUCUUCGGGACGGCCAUCGGCAAGGGCCGCCAGGCGGCCAAGACGGAGAUCGAGCGCCUCGACCUGCAAAACAUCACGUGCCGCGAGGCGGUGGCGGAGAUCGCGAAGAUGAUGUACAAGCUCCGCGACGACGAGAAGCCGUUCGAGCUGGAGAUGGGCUGGGUGUCGGACGAGAGCGGGCGCAAGUUCGUGCGCGUGCCCGCCGACCUGGUCGCGCAGGCCGAGUCGGGCGCGAAGGCCGCGAUGGAGUCGGACAUGGAGGACGACUAG
Pedinophyceae sp. YPF-701 is the source of this 747-nucleotide messenger RNA. NCBI's taxonomy places the organism in Eukaryota, Viridiplantae, Chlorophyta, Pedinophyceae. The record is from the annotation of a GenBank genome assembly.